AUGCGCGACAUAGGACUCGUGUAUCACACCCGUGUCCAAUGCACAUCCUCGUUCAAUAAAGGCUGUGAACUGUGCACCAUCAUUCAUGGUCUCGCCGACAAGGAAUUUGGGAGCAGAUGGACAAGUCACAAGCGAAUUACCUUCAAGAACAUCAGUCCUGUCAAAAGUGUCAUACAUGUCCUUCGCGGUACUCUGAAGGGUGAGGAAGGUUAUAUAAAUCUCUACCCUUUUGUAAAGCCAGAUGAUCCUCUCAGCGCAUUCAUAUCCCGAAGGCCACUACACAAGGACGUAAAAAGCCCGGAAGUCAUAAACGCAGCAAAGAAGCUCCUCCACAAUUGUCUAACACCAGACGACCCCAGCAAAGGCCACGAAGAAUGUCGCUACUCCCGCGACUCAGUGCUCCCAACACGCGUUCUCCGCGUCAGUCCCAACGGUACCAUCAAACUACACAUCAACGAAAAAGAUCUCUGCGGCUCAUACAUAGCACUGAGCUACUGCUGGGGUCCCAAUCCACAACAUGGGGGCCUGACAGAACUGAAGCAAACGAACCAGAGUAAACUGAUGGAAGAGAUCAAGAUGGAACAUUUGGAACAGACGAUUCAGGAUGCCGUGGUUGUUACAAGACAGCUUGGUUUUGAGUAUCUUUGGGUUGACAGGUUUUGUAUCUGUCAGGAUGAUAGAGAGGAUAAGCAUCGUGAGUUUGCGAAGAUGGCGACGACGUAUAAGAAUGCUGUUCUCACGCUUGCGGCUGGUACCGCUGAGGCUGCGUCUCAAGGCUUCCUGAAUGCUGGACCAGUGGGACAAAGGCCGUUCUUACCGGAGCACAGAUUUGAGAUUCCUACUGAGGAUGGGCAGAUGGGUUCUGUUUAUCUGUCGGACAGGCCCUACCAACCCAAACAUCCUCUUGAUACACGAGGUUGGACACUGCAGGAGUUUAUGCUCUCUUCGAGAAUGCUCAUAUUCUCGGAUUAUCAACUCCUCUGGCAAUGCAAACAAGUCGAUCUUCAAAGCGUUACCGGCGAUGAAGCGGGAUUGGAGUAUCAACAGCAUUUGGAGUCUUUACCUUGGGCUGCCUUUGAGGAUGAAGGUGGUCCAUCGUUCGGAGCACAUGAUUCCGACAAGCUAUACCUCUGGAAGACCAUCUUGCGACAGUACACCGAACGGAACCUGUCAAAUAAUAGUGACAGACUCCCAGCUAUUACGGGUAUCAUAGCUGAGCUACGAAGCGUGUGGAGAGAUACAGCCAUAUACGGCCACUGGAAAGAUUGGUUCAUCCAGCUGUUAGUAUGGUACAAAGAAGAAGACGAUAGGGUGGAAGAGCGCUAUCUGAAACGAGCGCCCAGCUGGUCCUGGGCAUCCGUCGACGGAGCCAUUCGCUUCGAAGAUCCAAUUGAGAGGCAAGACGCAAAGAUGGAUAUCGUUACAGCAGCUCAAGUCACGAUGUCCUGUCGAGUUGUGCCUAAAGAUAAGUUGGAUGAUUCGACACGGUGUCAGUAUUUCGACCAGACUCGAAAAUCUAUGGCGGCAGAAGUCAAGGGCAAGACGCUUCAGUAUCUCUUUUUAGGAACGAUACAGGAAUCAGAUGAAUUUGAGAAUGCCUUGGCACUUAUUGCGGUCGAAAUUACCACGGGGCUGUUUCGACGCGUUGGUUUGGCUGUAUUUGAAGACUCAUUGGCCUGGGAGGGAAUGAAACAUCGCAGAAUUGAGUUGGAGCCAAAACAUAAAUAA
This is a messenger RNA of Fusarium coffeatum, 1728 nucleotides long. RefSeq lists its product as uncharacterized. The transcript has 3 exons. NCBI's taxonomy places the organism in Eukaryota, Fungi, Ascomycota, Sordariomycetes, Hypocreales, Nectriaceae. The record is from RefSeq and is a predicted model, not a curated record. The coding region runs from base 1 to 1728 and encodes 575 amino acids.